Molecule: messenger RNA, 1743 nt
Organism: Gekko japonicus
Lineage: Eukaryota; Metazoa; Chordata; Lepidosauria; Squamata; Gekkonidae
Gene: TMEM182
Product: transmembrane protein 182
Exons: 5
Coding region: 234-932 (232 amino acids)
Cellular component (GO): membrane
Source: RefSeq, a predicted model, not a curated record
UCUGUUAGGUUUCAAGCACUUUAAUGGAACACAAAUCAAACUGUAGCACGAAUGGAAAAGCCCAUGAAAGAAGAUUAAAAAAAAAAUCUUCUUCAGAGACUUUCCCCAACAGCACUUCCGGUCCUGUGGUUCAAUCCUCUUCUAACUUUUUCUAAGUAGGAUUUUUUUAAACAAGAUAUCUAAGUAUAAUUUGUAAAUAGAUCACCCUUUUAAAAACAAACAAACAACCCGCAAUGAAAUUGAGUGUUGCAAUCUUUUUCGGAGGUCUGUUUGGAGCUUUGGGGAUUUUGUUCUUUUUGGUUGCUUUUGGAACGGAUUACUGGCUUCUUGCUACAGAAGUUGGAAGGUGUUCAGACAAUUUGAAUGAGACCAGGGAAGAGAUUACUUACCAUCAUGAAGGUUUCUUCUGGAGAUGCUGGUUUACUGGGAGCAUAGAUGAGAAUACUAACAGUAUUUCGAAAUUUUGGUACACUAACCAGGCACCCUCUAAAAACUGCACCCAUGCCUAUCUCUCUCCAUUUCCUUUCUUCCGAGAUGAGCACAAUUCAACUGCCUAUGACUCAGCAAUUAUUUAUCGUGGUUUCUGGUCAGUUCUCCUGCUCCUGGGCGUGGUUACGGCGGUCUUUGCUAGUUUCUUCAUCAUCUGUGCUGCACCUUUUGGCAGUCAUGUCCUCUACAAAGUGGGGGGAGGAUUUUUCAUUUCUGCUGGCAUCUUGUUCACAUUGGUGGUAGUGAUGUAUGUCAUCUGGCUCCAGGCAAUGGCUGAUCUCGACAACUAUGUGACCAUAAAGAAAACAGACUGUCCAGACUUUACUAUCUAUGUACGCUUUGGGUGGUCUUUUAUUUUGGCUCCAGUGGGCAUAUUUUUUGCUAUGUUUUCAGGAAUGUUGUUCCUAUUGGUAGGGCGUACAAUUCAUCUGCACUCUAAUUAAUCCAUCGCCAAGUAUUUGAAUGAUUGGAAUCACGGUGAAGCUUCACAGAAAAACCAUUUUCCCUGUAUCACUCUCCCUUCUGUAGUGGAGUGUCAGCUGGUGCAGUUCUGGAUCUGCUUAGGUGACCCUUUAUGGUUUUUCUUAAAGGACACAAAACUCCCUCUGAAAUACUGUACUUCUGUCUUUUCAAACGUCUUCAGAUCUUUAUGAAUUACAUGCUACACUUUCCCUUCGCACCACACACUUUGCAAUUUUUACAUUUCCUUGUUGAAAAUGGGGGGGGGGGAACCAACAUGAAAUGGUUCAGACAAGAAUUAGAUUUUGAAUAAGGGACAAUUCAACAGUUACCAUCUUAAAGAAAAGUACACAUGUAAUGAAGUCCCACCUUUGUCCCACUGGCAUUCAUUUCUAGAAGAAAAGAGCAAGUACCCCAGAAUGUAGCGGUGUAAUGUCAACACGCACAUAAGAUCUGAGAAGUGCUGAAGGCUCUUUGAGACUAAACCUUUGUACCAAUCCUGGUGGGUCCCAACAGCCACACCGACAUGUAGUUAACAGCAACAAAAACUUUAAUGAGGUAGGUAGCCUGGAAAGCUCAGUCUCAGAAGGGAUGGAAGAUAAUAACUGGGUGACCGCUUAACUAGGCAUUUUGACACUUGAGUACGAAUGUAGUGGUUCCAGGCUCUUCUUCCCAGAACUCCGUAUCACAAUCAAUAUUAAUAAUCACAGGCAAUAUUAAAGUCUCUACCUUUCCUUCCCUUGUUCCAACUUCUACAAUCCCUAGUGGAGUAUUAUACUCUGAUAGAACAUGCAG